AUGCUACAGUUGGACGAGGAGAGCACUCCAAAUUGGAUGAGCAACACGAAGCAGUCACCAAGGCGAGGCGUCAGCAUGCAGCCCACCGUCAACAGCCCCUCGUUGCAGCAGCACCAGCAUCAACAGACUCAACAGAAGGGCUCCUUGCAGUUGUGGAGGUUUCUUGUCACGAUGCUCGAUGACCCAGGAAGUCAGCACCUCAUCUGUUGGGCUGGCCGUAAACUCGAGUUCAAGCUGAAUGAACCCGAGGAGGUCGCUAGACUAUGGGGCAUUCAGAAAAAUCGUCCAACGAUGAAUUACGACAAACUGAGUCGUUCCCUUCGAUACUACUAUGAGAAGGGCAUAAUCAGUAAGGUUUCGGGUGAGCGCUAUGUCUACCGCUUCGCCUUCGAGCCUGAGGUGUUAGCUAGACUAAGUCUCGAAGACUCUCUUCCCCCCGUUCCACCAACCCGACCAGACGAAGCCUGGCACUGCGAUUCCUCUGCUACCCGGGAAGUGGUCUUUCCACCACCACCGCCGCCACCGCCACCCCCUCCUCCCCCUCCACCACCACCACCGCCUCCUGCACAAGUUCCAGUGCAGGAGAUCAUCUAUCAGCCCCAAUGGGAAGAACAGAUUAUAUAUCCUAACACUUAUGACUAUGAAUGGAGCAAUGAGUAUCAGGCUUCCAGCGAGCCGAGAACACACAAUUUUGUGGCUGGAAAUGAUCAGCAGUACGAGUACGCUUACAUGUACGACCACACCAGCCAAGCUUACUGCACUGAGCCAGAUCCUGGAGCGUAUGAGUAUUAUGAGUGUCCUGAGUACUUUUAA
Molecule: messenger RNA, 813 nt
Organism: Mesocestoides corti
Lineage: Eukaryota; Metazoa; Platyhelminthes; Cestoda; Cyclophyllidea; Mesocestoididae
Source: the annotation of a GenBank genome assembly